AUGAAGCCGUCCUCGAAGAGCCAGCUCAGCAAUGAAGAUGACGAGAAGUGUCUUCUUGCGAAUCUCCAGUAUCGGCUUUCCUUGCACUGCUGCCGCGUGUUGGCUCAACUUACGGCACACACUGGCAAAUCGUUUCUUACCCUGGCGAAGCGAGGACGCUCCCCACCACGCUCAGAGGCAGAAGGCGAACAUGCUGAGGACGCCGGAAAAUGUGAUGAGUUCAGCAUGCACGAGGAGGCCUAUCGUUCCGUCCUCAGCGCCAUUGCGGCCUCAUGUACACUUGGGCAUCGUUCCUGUCAUGCUCUAUGGGGCCCGCGUGGGUGUGGCAAGCACCGCAUUCUUCGCCUCGUGGCGAAAGAGUUCAGACAGCGUGAAAGGACACUUGUUUUUUACCUCGAUGGUGAUACUCUGAACGGCGACGAAGAUGGCCUGCGCUCCAUUGCGGACCAACUUCUCGAUUUUUUGAAACGCCCACAAUCGGCACAACUACGCGCGGCUGACUGGUCCUUGCGUACGGGAAGCUUUGAUUUUGGGUCUCUAUUUGGCUUCUCAAAGUUGCUGCAGCAGGACCUUGCUGAGUCUGAGGUUCAAGAGAGUGACGAUGACAGUUCCAACUUGCUAGCACGAAAGAGGGCUGCAGCUAACCGGCAAAAAAAAUCCGGGAAAGAAAACGACAAGAAAGCGACAAGAAAGCGGGCUCGUCCGCAAUCGCCUGUUGACUCGGAGAGUGAAGGUGGAAAAAUGGACGGCGAGGAAGGCUUGCUAUUGAUGACGUCAACUAUGGCGUUGGCUACGGGUGGUGUUUCGAGUGCCUUGCCAGCCUUGCAGCGAGCGCUUCUUUUGAUGAAGAGUUACGGCACAAAUCUUGUUAUUUGCAUCCGUCGCGUGGAACGCUUUGGGAUUUGGUGUGAUCAACUUCUGUAUGUGCUCUCUGGGCUUAUGCAUGAGAGUGAUGGUCGAGGCGGUGGCAUGUCGCUUGUCAUGACUUCAUCUACGCCCGAUAUUCGGCAGCUGGAGAAACGUCUCUCGAGCCGACUUACUUGUGAGACACGCUGCAUCCCAUUGCUUCCGUGGACUGCUAGUCGUGUGGCUAGGGCCUGCCUAGUAGAGGUGAGAGAAAGCUUGCAACACCGUAUUGAACGAAGGGUAGCGCUAACGAAGAACAAAGGCAGGAAUAAAAAAUCCUCUGCCUCUGAAGUUCCGUUGGGGACCGAGAUGGAUAGCCUGGUUCCUCCUCACACGGGAUGGAGCUUUGAUGUCCUGAGCGGCGCACAGGAAGUAGUAAACCAGCAAGUGAAUACGACAUUGUGUGCAUCCACAGCAUCACCAUCUCAUCUCACGCAGUUGCUGGAGGAAACGAUGCUAGGGAUGCUGACAGCUGUCCUCACAGAAAUGGACGACGUCAGCCGCGCUGAACAUGAGUCGGUGGAAGGCGCUGUUUUUGUGCGACGCGUUGCGCGAGUUUCUAAGGAUCUGAGGAGUAUUGCUGCCACAGCAGGAAGAGUGGUGGCGUCUGUCUCGUCUGUUUUUGGCGAAGUUUGUUCUGGGCGCCUUGUGUUCCUUAACGAGAAGAGCCGUCGCGGCAUGUUAUUAUGGCUGAAAAGCAGGUUGAAAGAGAGUGGAAGCGACAAAAGCUUGCGGGAGACCUUUGCUACUGCCCCAGAAGCGGUACGGACGUUAUGGUUAUCGACUUCUUCCGAGAAACCCGCUCGGAAUGCAAGAAAGGCGGCUGCAGCAAUGGCGACGACAGCGGCUUCGCCCUCUCCUUUAUGUAGGCAACCGCUAUUGUUUGACGAUCUGCUUACGGAUUGCCGUCUUGUGGAACUCGGGUAUUGCUCCCGCGAAGCAUUCUUUGUUCUGUUAUACGUGUACUUGCGACACGAGGCGGGAGUGGCGCGAACCGUUGUUGACCUGUUAGAGGACGUCUCAUCUUCUAUGGGGACCCAAGCAGCCGCAGCUCUUGACCGUGCGGCUUUUCACGCCGCCAUUGCCGCAUUGAGCCGUUGGCGGGUUCUUAGCGUCGCCGGACGAAGUGGCACCGGUGUAGUUUCACUACGCGGUAGUUCGGCGAGACUUCGGGAAUUCCUACAGUCAGUUUUGCGUCAGGCGAACUACUGUGGCUCUGUGUUGGGCCUGGAGGCGAAGGAACUGACAAGGCUGCGUAGUCUUGUGUGA
Messenger RNA from Trypanosoma rangeli, 2175 nucleotides. RefSeq lists its product as uncharacterized. The coding region runs from base 1 to 2175 and encodes 724 amino acids. The record is from RefSeq and is a predicted model, not a curated record. Lineage: Eukaryota; Euglenozoa; Kinetoplastea; Trypanosomatida; Trypanosomatidae. The transcript has a single exon.